Closterium sp. Naga37s-1 is the source of this 4560-nucleotide messenger RNA. Lineage: Eukaryota; Viridiplantae; Streptophyta; Zygnematophyceae; Desmidiales; Closteriaceae. The record is from the annotation of a GenBank genome assembly.
AUGGAUCACGCGGCUUGCAGCGCGCGCUCGCUCGGCCUUCCAAGGUUCGGCGGCUUGGUGGGGGGAUCGGGAACACGCGGAGGCUGGUCCUUCUUCCGCCCCCCGCGACCCGGCGGCGGCGACGGAAGUGGAGCGACGAGCGGCGGGCAGAGCGGGCACGGUGGGUUUGGCGCGCAAGGAGGUGGCGGGAUGAGCGGACAAACGGGUAGUGCGGGCGGAGGAGGCAUGGGCGGAGGAGGUAUGGGCGGAGGAAGUAUGGGCGGUGGAGGUAUGGGCGGAGGUAUGGGCGGAGGGGGAAUGGGCGGAGGAGGCAUGGGAGGAGGAAGCAUGCGCGGAGGAGGCAUGGGCGGAGGAGGCAUGGGCGGUGGAGGCAUGGGCGGCGGAGGCAUGGGUGGAGGAGGCAUGGGCGGCGGAGGCAUGGGCGGAGGGGGAAUGGGCGGAGGAGGCAUGAGCGGAGGAGGUAUGGGCGGAGGAGGCAUGAGCGGAGGAGGCAUGGGCGGUGGAGGCAUGGGCGGAGGAGGCAUGGGCGGCGGAGGCAUGGGCGGAGGAGGCAUGGGCGGAGGAGGCAUGGGCGGAGGAGGCAUGGGCGGAGGAGGCAUGGGCGGCGGAGGCAUGGGCGGAGGAGGCAUGGGGGGAGGCAGCGGGUCAUCGGGUGGGAGUGCCAUGUCUCCUUUCCAUCACUUGUUCAUUUCCAUCUCUUCUUCUGCCCCCGUGUCUCCUUUCCAUCACUUGUUCAUUUCCAUCUCUUCUUCUGCCCCCGUGUCUCCUUUCCAUCACUUGUUCAUUUCCAUCUCUUCUUCUGCCCCCGUGUCUCCUUUCCAUCACUUGUUCAUUUCCAUCUCUUCUUCUGCCCCCGUGUCUCCUUUCCAUCACUUGUUCAUUUCCAUCUCUUCUUCUGCCCCCGUGUCUCCUUUCCAUCACUUGUUCAUUUCCAUCUCUUCUUCUGCCCCCGUGUCUCCUUUCCAUCACUUGUUCAUUUCCAUCUCUUCUUCUGCCCCCGUGUCUCCUUUCCAUCACUUGUUCAUUUCCAUCUCUUCUUCUGCCCCCGUGUCUCCUUUCCAUCACUUGUUCAUUUCCAUCUCUUCUUCUGCCCCCGUGUCUCCUUUCCAUCACUUGUUCAUUUCCAUCUCUUCUUCUGCCCCCGUGUCUCCUUUCCAUCACUUGUUCAUUUCCAUCUCUUCUUCUGCCCCCGUGUCUCCUUUCCAUCACUUGUUCAUUUCCAUCUCUUCUUCUGCCCCCGUGUCUCCUUUCCAUCUCUUGUUCAUUUCCAUCUCUUCUUCUGCCCCCGUGUCUCCUUUCCAUCACUUGUUCAUUUCCAUCUCUUCUUCUGCCCCCGUGUCUCCUUUCCAUCACUUGUUCAUUUCCAUCUCUUCUUCUGCCCCCGUGUCUCCUUUCCAUCACUUGUUCAUUUCCAUCUCUUCUUCUGCCCCCGUGUCUCCUUUCCAUCACUUGUUCAUUUCCAUCUCUUCUUCUGCCCCCGUGUCUCCUUUCCAUCACUUGUUCAUUUCCAUCUCUUCUUCUGCCCCCGUGUCUCCUUUCCAUCACUUGUUCAUUUCCAUCUCUUCUUCUGCCCCCGUGUCUCCUUUCCAUCACUUGUUCAUUUCCAUCUCUUCUUCUGCCCCCGUGUCUCCUUUCCAUCACUUGUUCAUUUCCAUCUCUUCUUCUGCCCCCGUGUCUCCUUUCCAUCACUUGUUCAUUUCCAUCUCUUCUUCUGCCCCCGUGUCUCCUUUCCAUCACUUGUUCAUUUCCAUCUCUUCUUCUGCCCCCGUGUCUCCUUUCCAUCACUUGUUCAUUUCCAUCUCUUCUUCUGCCCCCGUGUCUCCUUUCCAUCACUUGUUCAUUUCCAUCUCUUCUUCUGCCCCCGUGUCUCCUUUCCAUCACUUGUUCAUUUCCAUCUCUUCUUCUGCCCCCGUGUCUCCUUUCCAUCACUUGUUCAUUUCCAUCUCUUCUUCUGCCCCCGUGUCUCCUUUCCAUCACUUGUUCAUUUCCAUCUCUUCUUCUGCCCCCGUGUCUCCUUUCCAUCACUUGUUCAUUUCCAUCUCUUCUUCUGCCCCCGUGUCUCCUUUCCAUCACUUGUUCAUUUCCAUCUCUUCUUCUGCCCCCGUGUCUCCUUUCCAUCACUUGUUCAUUUCCAUCUCUUCUUCUGCCCCCGUGUCUCCUUUCCAUCACUUGUUCAUUUCCAUCUCUUCUUCUGCCCCCGUGUCUCCUUUCCAUCACUUGUUCAUUUCCAUCUCUUCUUCUGCCCCCGUGUCUCCUUUCCAUCACUUGUUCAUUUCCAUCUCUUCUUCUGCCCCCGUGUCUCCUUUCCAUCACUUGUUCAUUUCCAUCUCUUCUUCUGCCCCCGUGUCUCCUUUCCAUCACUUGUUCAUUUCCAUCUCUUCUUCUGCCCCCGUGUCUCCUUUCCAUCACUUGUUCAUUUCCAUCUCUUCUUCUGCCCCCGUGUCUCCUUUCCAUCACUUGUUCAUUUCCAUCUCUUCUUCUGCCCCCGUGUCUCCUUUCCAUCACUUGUUCAUUUCCAUCUCUUCUUCUGCCCCCGUGUCUCCUUUCCAUCACUUGUUCAUUUCCAUCUCUUCUUCUGCCCCCGUGUCUCCUUUCCAUCACUUGUUCAUUUCCAUCUCUUCUUCUGCCCCCGUGUCUCCUUUCCAUCUCUUGUUCAUUUCCAUCUCUUCUUCUGCCCCCGUGUCUCCUUUCCAUCACUUGUUCAUUUCCAUCUCUUCUUCUGCCCCCGUGUCUCCUUUCCAUCACUUGUUCAUUUCCAUCUCUUCUUCUGCCCCCGUGUCUCCUUUCCAUCACUUGUUCAUUUCCAUCUCUUCUUCUGCCCCCGUGUCUCCUUUCCAUCACUUGUUCAUUUCCAUCUCUUCUUCUGCCCCCGUGUCUCCUUUCCAUCACUUGUUCAUUUCCAUCUCUUCUUCUGCCCCCGUGUCUCCUUUCCAUCACUUGUUCAUUUCCAUCUCUUCUUCUGCCCCCGUGUCUCCUUUCCAUCACUUGUUCAUUUCCAUCUCUUCUUCUGCCCCCGUGUCUCCUUUCCAUCACUUGUUCAUUUCCAUCUCUUCUUCUGCCCCCGUGUCUCCUUUCCAUCACUUGUUCAUUUCCAUCUCUUCUUCUGCCCCCGUGUCUCCUUUCCAUCACUUGUUCAUUUCCAUCUCUUCUUCUGCCCCCGUGUCUCCUUUCCAUCACUUGUUCAUUUCCAUCUCUUCUUCUGCCCCCGUGUCUCCUUUCCAUCACUUGUUCAUUUCCAUCUCUUCUUCUGCCCCCGUGUCUCCUUUCCAUCACUUGUUCAUUUCCAUCUCUUCUUCUGCCCCCGUGUCUCCUUUCCAUCACUUGUUCAUUUCCAUCUCUUCUUCUGCCCCCGUGUCUCCUUUCCAUCACUUGUUCAUUUCCAUCUCUUCUUCUGCCCCCGUGUCUCCUUUCCAUCACUUGUUCAUUUCCAUCUCUUCUUCUGCCCCCGUGUCUCCUUUCCAUCACUUGUUCAUUUCCAUCUCUUCUUCUGCCCCCGUGUCUCCUUUCCAUCACUUGUUCAUUUCCAUCUCUUCUUCUGCCCCCGUGUCUCCUUUCCAUCACUUGUUCAUUUCCAUCUCUUCUUCUGCCCCCGUGUCUCCUUUCCAUCACUUGUUCAUUUCCAUCUCUUCUUCUGCCCCCGUGUCUCCUUUCCAUCACUUGUUCAUUUCCAUCUCUUCUUCUGCCCCCGUGUCUCCUUUCCAUCACUUGUUCAUUUCCAUCUCUUCUUCUGCCCCCGUGUCUCCUUUCCAUCACUUGUUCAUUUCCAUCUCUUCUUCUGCCCCCGUGUCUCCUUUCCAUCACUUGUUCAUUUCCAUCUCUUCUUCUGCCCCCGUGUCUCCUUUCCAUCACUUGUUCAUUUCCAUCUCUUCUUCUGCCCCCGUGUCUCCUUUCCAUCACUUGUUCAUUUCCAUCUCUUCUUCUGCCCCCGUGUCUCCUUUCCAUCACUUGUUCAUUUCCAUCUCUUCUUCUGCCCCCGUGUCUCCUUUCCAUCACUUGUUCAUUUCCAUCUCUUCUUCUGCCCCCGUGUCUCCUUUCCAUCACUUGUUCAUUUCCAUCUCUUCUUCUGCCCCCGUGUCUCCUUUCCAUCACUUGUUCAUUUCCAUCUCUUCUUCUGCCCCCGUGUCUCCUUUCCAUCACUUGUUCAUUUCCAUCUCUUCUUCUGCCCCCGUGUCUCCUUUCCAUCACUUGUUCAUUUCCAUCUCUUCUUCUGCCCCCGUGUCUCCUUUCCAUCACUUGUUCAUUUCCAUCUCUUCUUCUGCCCCCGUGUCUCCUUUCCAUCACUUGUUCAUUUCCAUCUCUUCUUCUGCCCCCGUGUCUCCUUUCCAUCUCUUGUUCAUUUCCAUCUCUUCUUCUGCCCCCGUGUCUCCUUUCCAUCACUUGUUCAUUUCCAUCUCUUCUUCUGCCCCCGUGUCUCCUUUCCAUCACUUGUUCAUUUCCAUCUCUUCUUCUGCCCCCGUGUCUCCUUUCCAUCUCUUCUUCAUUUCCAUCUCUUCUUCUGCCCCCGUGUCUCCUUUCCAUCACUUGUUCAUUUCCAUCUCUUCUUCUGCCCCCGGACCUUGA